UAAAUGUCGUCUGCUCAAGAUGGAGCGGGAGUUGCAAGAGGCUCUCUCGAACGUUCAUAUUCUUAAUAUUGCGAAAAAACAGGAACAAAAUUUAAAAGAUUAUGAAGCGUUCGAAACCACGUUUGAAUUUGUAAUACCGGAAUUGCAAAUAUCGUUGUCUAAUAAAGACCAAUCUGUAGAUGGUGUUAAAAGAGAUAGCGAUGGAGAUUUUAUUCUUAAAAGAGAAAGAAAACUUAAACGCGGCAAUGAAAUCAGUAUAACCCAUGCACAGUGUACCCUAAUAAAAGAUGUUGGUUUACAAGUAUGGCAUAGUAGUUUACUACUCUGCGAAUUACUAAUAGAUCAAAGGCAAAAAUUAAAAAAUGAGGAUAUCAUCGAAUUAGGUUCAGGAGUUGGUUUAGCUGGAAUUAUUGGAGGAAUUUUUGCAAAAACAGUCAUCUGUACAGAUAAGGGGGAAAAUAUUUUGAAAUUAUGCGAAAAGAAUAUUGAAAAUAAUAAGAAAUUUCUUAAAGAAGGAAGCACUGUUUUAACAAAAGAAAUUAAUUGGGAAGAAACAUUGUUAGAAUUAUUAAAAUGGGAUACAGAAGAACGUAGAAUAGCUGAGGAAGCAAAAUAUAUUAUUGCUGCUGACGUUGUUUACAAUGAAGAUCUAACUAAUGCUUUCUUUCGAACCGUCUUUCAACUUUUGACAAUUGGACGCUGGAAUAAGAUUUUAUAUAUUGCAAUAGAAAAAAGAAUUAAUUUUACUUUGAACAAUUUGGCCGUUUGUUGUGAAGCUUAUGAACAUUUCAAAACAUGUCUAGAAGAAUUAGAUGGCUAUGAAUUUAUUAAAGAAAGCAAUGACGUCAUUCAUGAUAAUCUCUUACCCAGGGUGAAAUUUAAUGUUAACCAAGUUGAUAUAAAGGAAAUAGAAGUCUACAUGGAUUAUGAAAGAUCUCGAUUUUUAGUAAUAUGUUAA
Messenger RNA from Dimorphilus gyrociliatus, 958 nucleotides. Lineage: Eukaryota; Metazoa; Annelida; Polychaeta; Dinophilidae. The record is from the annotation of a GenBank genome assembly.